Messenger RNA from Dioszegia hungarica, 747 nucleotides. RefSeq names its product thioredoxin-like [2Fe-2S] ferredoxin-domain-containing protein. The record is from RefSeq and is a predicted model, not a curated record. Gene Ontology annotation, molecular function: NADH dehydrogenase activity. The transcript is spliced from 6 exons. The coding region runs from base 1 to 747 and encodes 248 amino acids. NCBI's taxonomy places the organism in Eukaryota, Fungi, Basidiomycota, Tremellomycetes, Tremellales, Bulleribasidiaceae.
AUGUCCCUCCGCUCAGCUCUCGCUCCCCUGCGUCAAGCAGUCCGCGUGACUCCUCGGCGUGCAUUCGGCUCUUCAGCUUCGAGGCAGUCGGAAUCGCUCUUUGUCCACCGCGAUACAGACUACAACAACCCUAACAUCAAAUUCGAAUUCACCCCCGAGAAUCUCAAAGAGGCUCAAAAGAUCAUUGAUCGAUAUCCCCCUCAGUACAAAAAGGCGGCAUGUAUGCCGAUCUUGGAUUUGGGGCAACGGCAGAAUGGUGGAUGGACGAGUAUUAGCGUCAUGAAUGCCGUGGCAAAGUUGUUGGAGAUGCCCAAGAUGAGGGUGUAUGAGGUCGCAACCUUCUACACAAUGUACAACCGCGAACCCGUCGCCACCAACUUUGUCCAGCUCUGCACAACCACACCCUGCCAGCUCGGCGGAUGCGGCUCGACCAAGAUUCUCGAGACGAUCGAGUCGCACCUCAACGUCCACCCGGGACAGACGACCAAGGAUGGGAAGUUUACGUUGAUUGAGGUCGAGUGUUUGGGUGCUUGUUCGAAUGCCCCUAUGAUGCAAAUCAACGACGACUUCUACGAGGACCUUACACCCGAAACGACCAUCCAGGUCCUGCAGGCGUUGAGCAAGGGGGAGAGACCAAAGCCCGGACCGCAAUCGGGGAGGAGGACAUCAGAGAACUCGGCGGGAUUGACGACGCUUACUGGACCUCCGCCCAAACCAGGACAAUUCAACCUUCCCGAGUUCCAGUAG